Messenger RNA from Colossoma macropomum (tambaqui), 3479 nucleotides. RefSeq names its product serine incorporator 2 (gene serinc2). Lineage: Eukaryota; Metazoa; Chordata; Actinopteri; Characiformes; Serrasalmidae. The record is from RefSeq and is a predicted model, not a curated record. The coding region runs from base 75 to 1445 and encodes 456 amino acids. Gene Ontology annotation, cellular component: membrane. The transcript has 10 exons.
GAGGGCGCUUCCGUGUUGUGCCCCAGUAGUUCGGCGCAGUCUGAGGAGUUUGUUGUGGUCGUGUUUGUGUGAAAAUGGGGGCUUGUAUGGCUUUGUGCUCUCUGGCGAGCUGCGCGUCGUGUCUGUGUGGCUCGGCUCCGUGCCUUCUGUCAGGAUGCUGCCCUUCCACUUACAACUCCACCGUAACCCGUCUGGCUUUUUCUUUCUUUAUGCUGCUCGGCACCCUGGUGUCCAUCAUCAUGAUUAUGCCUGGUAUGGAGGCUCAGCUGGAAAAGAUUCCUGGGUUUUGUGAAAAGGGCACAUCCAUACCUGGUUUCCAUGGAAAGGUGAACUGCAGUAUAAUCGUGGGCUAUAAGUCCGUGUACAGGAUGUGUUUCGCCAUGGCCUGCUUCUUCUUCCUCUUCUCCGUGAUCAUGAUCCGAGUGCGCAGCAGCAAGGACCCGCGAGCCGCCAUUCAGAACGGAUUCUGGUUCUUCAAGUUCCUGAUACUGGUUGGAAUAACUGUAGGAGCUUUCUUCAUUCCUGAUGGGACGUUUAACACAGUGUGGUACUACUUCGGUGUGGUGGGCUCCUUUAUCUUCAUCGUGAUCCAGUUGAUCCUCCUGGUGGACUUCGCUCAUACCUGGAACCAGAGAUGGGUGGAGAACGCUGAGGAUGGGAGCAGGUGCUGGUAUGCAGCCCUGCUGUCCUUCACUGUUCUGCACUAUGUGUGUGCCUUCGCUGCGAUGGUGCUGUUCUAUGUGUUCUACACUCAGCCGGACGACUGCACUGAACACAAAGUCUUCAUCAGCCUCAACUUCAUCUUCUGCAUCAUCGUGUCUGUGGUCUCCAUUCUCCCUAAAGUUCAGGAAGCCCAACCAAGCUCUGGUCUGCUUCAGUCGUCUCUCAUCUCGCUGUACACCAUGUACCUCACCUGGUCCGCCAUGACCAACAACCCCAACCGUAAGUGUAACCCCAGCCUGCUGCAGCUGGUCACUAACAACCCCACCACUGCCCCCACCCCCACCAUCGCCCCCGGGCAGGUACAGUGGUGGGACGCUCAGGGCAUCGUGGGGCUCGUCAUCUUCCUCUUCUGCACUCUGUAUGCCAGCAUCCGCUCGUCCAAUAACUCUCAGGUGAAUAGACUGAUGCAGACGGAGGAGAGCCAGGGCCUGGCAGCGGACGUGGAGACGCCGGCGGACGAGGACGGAGUGAGACGUGCUAUGGAUAACGAGGAGGACGGAGUGACCUACAGCUACUCUUUCUUCCACUUCUGUCUCAUCUUGGCGUCUCUCUACAUUAUGAUGACUCUCACUAACUGGUAUCAGCCUAACUCAGACUACCAGGCCAUGCAGAGCACUAUGCCGGCGGUGUGGGUGAAGAUCAGCUCCAGCUGGCUGGCCUUAGCGCUGUAUCUCUGGACCCUCGUGGCUCCUCUGAUCCUCCCUGACCGAGACUUCAGCUAAACGCCAAAAACCACUGCAGGUUUCAGCCCACCUGACCUCUCAUCUGAGCAUGUAUCUUCUGAGAGAUGGUUUGAGGGGAGAAAUUCAAACUAAAACCAAACCCACAACCCAGAACACCCCUUUACUUUCAGCCCAGAGGUCAAUCGGUUAUCAGACCAUCAGCAGUGUAAAGGUGGUUACACACUAAACUCGAUGCAAAUCAAAACACAACCCUGUGAGAAAUUCAGAUGAUUUUUUUUUCUUCACAGAAUGUGCAGACGGGGACACUGGGUGGGCUAAUCUCUGAUUAAUCUCAAAUCAUGUUCAUUUAGUAUGCGUGUGAAAGGACUCGCUUACAGAGUUCAGCUCAUUAGAAAUUUAAAUUUGAAUUGAAAAAUCUGAAUUUGAAUGCUUUUAUUUUGAAUCUGUAUCACACACUCUUAAAAAAGAGGGUUCUUUAGUAAAGAAAAUGGGUCUAUAAAGAUCCAUGAACACUCAAAGAGCCCUUUGUAUGAUUAAAGGGUUUCCUGCAUCAUGAAAUGGUUCUGCUGUUGUGACAAUGUCUAGCUUGAAGAGCUUAAAGCUAUAAGAACCCUUUUUGGUGCUAUAUUUGCUUUAGAUGGUUCUAUAUUGAACCUUUUUGAAAUUGAUUCUGUAUAGCACCCAGAAGGGUCCUUCUAUUGUUAUGAUGUAUAGCUUGAAACAAGAGAAGAACCCUUUUUAGAAUUCUUUUCAAAAAGGUUCUAUAUUCAAGCAUCUAUAGCACAUUUAUGCACACCCUUUAUGAACCCUUUAAUCAUGCAGAGGUUUCUUUGAGUGUUCAUUAUUCUAUAAAGAACCAUUUGCUUUACUAAAGAACCCUCAAAGAACCAUCUUUAAGUGUGCACCGUUCUGAAAUUGAAUUUUUUAUGGAUUGAUGUAAAAUUUAACACCUGAAACUCAAUUUCUGAGAAGAACAAUACAUUUUUAUAUUAAUUUGCAUUUUCAGAUAAAUGACAUUUUCAGUGAAAGCAGCUUUACCAGCAAAAACAAUUGAUGUACAAUUGAAUGAAUUUCAGACACAGAUUCAAAAUGAUUACCUUCAAAUUCAGAUUUUUGCUUUCAAGCCCAAAUUUCUAAUGGCUUUAACCUGCCUCAGUAAAUAGUUUCACACAAUGGAAGACCUUUAUAGGAACAGUUUCAUUAAAGUUGCUAAAUUAAUAAUAGUAAUUAAGAUAAUGGUAGUGAAUAAAAAAAGGAAAACUGUAGUUUAAAAAGUUAAAAUAACUAAAAUAAAGUUUAAAAAAUUUUAAUGAAAUUUUAAAUAAAAGUUUCAUUUUAAUAUUUCACCAGAAAUACUUACAAAGUCCAAUGUUACAAAAAUAUGUAACUGUUUUUUAAUGUGGCAGUUUUGCUGGUGUACUGUGUCUAUUACAGUUUUCCACCUCGAUAAGUGUGACACACAUACCAAAUAAUAUCUUCUGAGAUUAAUAACGCUCCUUAACUUUUUAUAUUUUGCUUGAUUUUUACCAUUUUGUGGGCGGAGCCUAGACAGGACAAGUGAGCUGUGCGCUUUGGAGGAAUUAGAGAAACAUCUGAACUAAAAAUCUACACUCCAAUAUCUGCCCAGAGUCCAUUUGCUCUCUGGGAAGCUGCCUUUACUCCAAAAAAAACAAGUAAACAAUCAAAAUAAAUCAAGAUGUACACUAGAUUUAUAUGUAUAUGACACUCUAUGUUUAUAUAAUUCUGACAUCUACAAGUGAUUACAUGCAAAAUCAAGGAAAAGAGCUUUAUGGCGCCAUAUAUAAUCUUCUGUUUAUUAUGUAAUGUUUGCACUACGUUCAGUCACGCUGAAGUCACUGUUACUCAUGCUGGGUGUUGGUACAGCCUUCUUUUAGUCUCUUAUCGAACUUGAUUCACAUGUAGUCUGUUAAACCUGGACCAAAGAGAAGCAGGUGCCUUUACUUUUUCUCAUUGAAGGAGAGCUGUUUGUUUUAUACUGAUGUCGCUUUUGUACUUUGCACAUUUUCUCUUUCAGAUGAUAUGAAAGCUUAUCAAUAAAGAAUGUUACAUGUA